AGUGCUAGUUUAACAGAUGUUUCUUUGACAUCCGGAAAAGCUUGUAAACAAACGGGUUUCGUAUUACAAAACAAGGAAGAGAGGCUAGACUUUCGCAAUGAAAACAGUAAAUAUUUAGCUGAAUAGAGAAGGAAUAAAACUGCUAAAUAUUUCCGGUGAAGAACAUGGAAGACGAAAAGCGGAACCCGGACUGGAUGUCCCUUCUGCCCGAGGAGCUGCUGGACGUCCCGCUGUGGAACCUGGCUAUACCCGGGAGCCAUGACAGCAUGUCCUUCUGCCUGGAUGUCUCAUCCCCCGUCCUGAGAUCAGAGCCCUGCCUCCUCAGAGCGAUCGACAGGCUGUUUCCCUGCUGGACUCGACCCUGUGUCUCCCGCUGGGCUACCACACAGCAGUCCGUCCUCAGUGAUCAGUGUGAGCUUGGUGUUCGUUUCUUGGACCUGCGGAUCACCAGGAAGCCAGCCGGUGGCAACAAAUUGUUCUUCGCCCACGGCAUCUACACACUGAUGACUGUGAAGGAGGCCCUGGACGAACUGGCUACCUGGUUGGACGCUCAUCCAAAAGAGAUCGUAAUCGUUUCCUGCUCGCAUUUUGAAUCGCUGAUCGAUGAAGAUCACUUCCACCUUGCGGAGUACAUCAUCACGCUGUUCGGAAAGAAACUCUGCACCUCACAGGACAUUCCCACUCUGCGCUCCUGUUGGUCCAGACGUCAGCAGGUCAUUGUUUCCUAUGGGAACCGGCAGAUGGUGCAGCAGCACCAUGAGCUGUGGACUGAAAUACCUUACUGGUAUGCAGACAGCCCAGAUCCUAAGAAAGUGAUUGCCUACCUGGAGGACCAGAAGAACAGAGGAAGACCAGCUGGUUUCUACGUCAGCGGUCUGAACCUGACAGAAGACGCUCCUUACGUCCUCCUCCAUCCGCUCCAGGGCAUGAGGAAGAUGACGAUGAAGGCUCUGUCUCUGCUGCUUCUCUGGGCGGGCGAGCAGCGGCCGGGGCAGGAGGCGGACGCGGUCAACAUCCUCUGCUGCGACUUUGUGGCCGUCAGUCAGUUCUGCUCGCUUGUGAUUGGACUAAAUUACAAACUGCUGAGUGGAGCCGGCGCGCUCGCUGCUGCUGCUCCUCCCCCUCCUAAUUAGACUUUUUAACCAUAAAUAUACAGUUUAAGUCAAAGUUUGACGCAUCUUGGGCGGUGGGUGCAGCAGACUCGUUUUUGAAAUAGUUUUUACUGUAAUAAUGGAUGCAAAAUGAUGAAAGUCAUUAACCGUAUCCUUGUGUCACUGCUGAGCUUUAGUGGCGCCGUCACAUUCCUCAAGAGGAGUCAUGUUUUCAAGGCAGAUCCACAGUAGAGCCGGCACCUUCACACAAAAACACAUCGUUAGACUGAAAGGAAAGGAACAAGACGCCACAAUUCUACCUCGUGUAUCCAUUCAUUAUAUUCUCUUGGAAGAUGCUUACCUGCUUAUUUAUUUUGUAGAGAGAUGAUGCUUUUUAUUUCCCUUUGUGUUAAUAUAAAAGGUUAAGAUAUAGUGCGUCUUUUGUUCAGUUGUUCACCCAGGUGGAGUUGAUGCAGAAGGACUGGAUGAAUAGCUACAAGCUAAGAACAAACACUCACAAUUUCCACACAGGUUUAUUCAAUGAGAAUUCACAAUGUUGCUCACACAAGGAAAACAAAACAGAAAAUAAUACUAAUCUUACUGCAUUGGUUAUGGCACAUGAACAGGUCACUGUAUUCUCCACUUUAAAACCUAUGAAUGAGGACAUCUGUUUCACCACAGUGUUCGUAAGCUAGCUGCAGUGCAUUUACUGCAGAACAAAUCAAAAGCAACAGUGCGUAGACAAACAUUUAUGGCUGAAUCCUAUCCAGAUAUCUGUACAUAAAUCUGUUGACUAUGUGCACAAACUUUGUACCAGAGGAAACCGUUAUCAAUUACACAUGUUUGUGUAGGGUUUGCACAUUUGCUGGAUAUAUUUGGAAAUGUUAUUCUUUGUGAAAGUAUUCACAUCACAUUAUACUAGAAACGGUACUAGCACGGUUUAUAAAAAAUAAAUAUCCAUUUCUUACUGCUGAAAAAUAAGAUUUGAAAUAAUCUUCCCAAGUAAGACAGUUGCAAAAAUACAAAAAGGCGAUUACUCGGGUGUUAUGGGUUACAGAUAUCAGUGUUGGAAAAUAAAAGAAGUUCAAAAAAAACAUACAUUUCAUAUACAAUAACUAGUGUUUAUGUUGCUCCUGGAUGCUGAAAUGUGUUGAUGACUGCACCGAUACUCAGAGUAUUUCAAUUACUCCAUUUUCAACUCCAGCACCGACAAAUACUGUAUAUAAAAAGGUGCUAGAGUUGUAAAUGUGCUGUGUUAAUUGUGGUAGUUCAGACGUAACUUCUACGUAGGAUCACAGUGGUAUAUCCCUCUCUCAGAUAAAUUUACUUUCUGGACAUAUGGACAAGAAUGAGAGGGUUUGCUGUUGUGUGACAAAUCUUGACGGAGAUAUUCCGUAUUCCUUUUUCAGAUGUUUUGGGGGAAAAACACAUGCACAUUGGCUCUGUGACUUCAAUGGAAUGGUCAUAAACGAGAGGCCCAAACUGGGGGAAUCCAGCACCUGUGACCUGUUACUUUGUAAAUCCAUUCACCACGCUGUAAACAGUUUUUGGAACUACUUUCUACAAAGAAAAUAGUCCCUAUGAAAUCAGUCUGUGUGUUCUGUUAAUUACCCAGAGUAAUCAGGACAUUGUCUCUAAAUCUCAACACCUUACUAGCUAGCACUAAGCACGCCAAUUUGAAUAUUUAUAUCAACGUUAUAGCGACUGCUAGCUGACAAGUCACAAACAGCAAAUGAAUGAACCAUUCACAGACAACAAAUAUGGCUGCCGGAGUGUUACUGGGUGUCAUCUGAGCUUAACUUAGGUUCAAUAAGUGGGAUGAUCCUGUUUAGCACCAUUACAAGGGGCUAACACACAAACUAUUUAUUCAUAAGAAAAAAAUACUUAUUUACAAUAGAUAGAAAAGUGUGUGUGGACAAAAGCACGACUUCAUCCGGUGUCGUGUGUGUGUGCGCGUGUGCGUCUAUCUCUUGGCGUGGCUGACGUAGCUGUUCUCGAUGCACAGCACGACGUAGGAGCUGGAGCAGCUGCUGGUGCUCUGCUGGAGCAGACUGCCGCUCUGCAGCGACGACGCCAUGCCGGUUACCGCCCGGUUGCCCACGCGCCACAUCUCGCACAAGCUGUCGACGUGGCCCAACCCGGCGCCGGUU
Anarrhichthys ocellatus (wolf-eel) is the source of this 3241-nucleotide messenger RNA. RefSeq names its product PI-PLC X domain-containing protein 1. The transcript is spliced from 7 exons. The record is from RefSeq and is a predicted model, not a curated record. Gene Ontology annotation, biological process: lipid metabolic process. Bases 165 to 1133 code for a protein of 322 amino acids. Gene Ontology annotation, molecular function: phosphoric diester hydrolase activity. NCBI's taxonomy places the organism in Eukaryota, Metazoa, Chordata, Actinopteri, Perciformes, Anarhichadidae.